Molecule: messenger RNA, 747 nt
Organism: Sordaria macrospora k-hell
Lineage: Eukaryota; Fungi; Ascomycota; Sordariomycetes; Sordariales; Sordariaceae
Source: RefSeq, a predicted model, not a curated record
AUGUAUUUCCCCAGCAUUGACCAAUUGUUCAUCGAUCUGCCUGGAAGGCAAGCCAACCUCGCCUAUCACCAGGAGCGCCACCAGCAGCCGCAAUAUCAACUUGCCCUGGGCCCGGUGAUGCCCUACUAUUCUACCACCACAACCACUACCACUACCACUGCGAUUGCCCCCUCUCCUAUGCUCCCCCACGCCUUUCCUCCCUAUUCUCCUCGUCAGCAACCUUCACAACAAGAGGCAGCGUGUGGGCGAACACGACUGGCUCCCAUAGAGCCGGCACGCAACUACCAGGCGAUGGAAAGCUCGUCUAAUGAACAAACCAGCUAUGCGGGUGGCUCAUUAUCUUACCGAAGGAGAGCUGAUCUUGCCUCCGUUCGCCAGAUUUCUGCGCAUGCUCCUCCACGUCCACAACCGACAGCGCAAGAGGUACCGAGCGGGACAAACAGGACCGGUCUGUAUGAUCCCAUCAAGGGGAGAAAUGUAGUCUUUCCCCCGCCUGAGCAUUCGCUCGCUGCCACUGUGUCCAUCAACCCCAGCACCAUAGGAAGUUCAUCUGACCAGGCGAGGAAAUGGACGGAAUCACCGAGGGAAUAUCCGGAUACCACUGGGUCAAACAACGGAAACAUCUCGACGGUCAUGGGCACGGGACGUAGUCCCAGCCUCCCGGUCCCUUCCAGCGGGCCUGUCAUCCGCAACUUGAACAGCGCCAGCAACAACACUCCAUUUGCGGUCCCGAAUGCCCGCAGCUAA